AUGCUACUCUUGAACCCCUUCUUGUCCUGCGAAAGCUACAGCAAUGAUCUCAAAGUCGGCACUGGACUCGUCCUUCCUACCAAGUUCCACCCUCCCAAUCCAGACGACACACCCAAGGACCUUUUCCCCUCCGGCAUGCGUCGCAAUGCCGUCCCACCUGUCACUCGGUUCAUCCGUGACACCGAUCGUGAUCAAUUCCUCAUCUACACCGAUGGCGCCUGUGUGGAUAACGGCGGUGCCAACCCCCGAGCCGGCUGUGGCGUUGUCUACAAGCCUUUCACGCCCAAGGGUGCCAAUUACUUCAGAUUCCCUCUCGAGAAUGAGGGUCCCACCGGCGAAGCGCAUCCCCAAACGAGCAACAGGGCCGAAUUACGGGCCGUGAUUGCCGCCACCCGCUACCGGGUCUGGAUCGGGGAGGGAUUCAACAAACUCGUCAUCGCCACCGACUCCGAAUAUGUGGUGGAGGGGGCCACGUCUUGGGCCCAGGGAUGGAUACAAAGGGGCUGGAAGACCAGCACGGGCCUGCCGGUCAAGAACCGGGACCUGUGGGAGUGUCUGCUGGGUGAAGUGGAGCGAUGGCAUGAGGCUGGCUUGCAGAUCCAGUUCUGGAGGAUCCCCAAAGAAUUGAAUGCCGAUGCUGAUACUUAUGCCAAAAGGGGUGCGGUGAAGAACCCACGGGUUAAGUUCCAUGAUCCUAGUGGAACGUUUGUUUAG
Messenger RNA from Aspergillus sclerotioniger CBS 115572, 714 nucleotides. Its product is annotated as ribonuclease H-like protein. Gene Ontology annotation, molecular function: nucleic acid binding; RNA-DNA hybrid ribonuclease activity. The transcript has a single exon. Gene Ontology annotation, biological process: DNA replication, removal of RNA primer. The record is from RefSeq and is a predicted model, not a curated record. Lineage: Eukaryota; Fungi; Ascomycota; Eurotiomycetes; Eurotiales; Aspergillaceae. Bases 1 to 714 code for a protein of 237 amino acids.